This is a messenger RNA of Macadamia integrifolia, 2574 nucleotides long. Its product is annotated as disease resistance RPP8-like protein 3. The transcript has a single exon. Bases 1 to 2574 code for a protein of 857 amino acids. Gene Ontology annotation, biological process: defense response to other organism. The record is from RefSeq and is a predicted model, not a curated record. Lineage: Eukaryota; Viridiplantae; Streptophyta; Magnoliopsida; Proteales; Proteaceae. Gene Ontology annotation, molecular function: ADP binding.
AUGGCAGAUACAAUUGUUUCCACUCUAGUGACCAAUCUGUCCCAGCUUCUUGUUAACCAAGCGAAUUUGCUUCUUGGGGUCGAGGGACAAAUUCAAUCUCUUCAAAAUAAGCUACCGUACAUGAAAAACUUCCUUAAGAACUCUGAGGGAAAACGCGAUCAGCACAGCAAUGUGAUGCAGCUGGUGGAUGACAUUAGGAGAGUUGCUGGUGAAGCUGAGGAUAUCGUUGACACAUAUGUCGUCAACGUCGCCAAGCAGAGGAAAAGAAACAAAGUGGUGAAGUUCUUCCGGGGCUUCAACCAAGCAACAAUGCUUCAUGCUGUCGCGGAUAAGAUAACAAAACUCGAAACAACAAUUAGAGAAAUAUAUGAAAACAAUGAUAAGUACCAGAUCCAACAGAAGAGCGUCGAUGAAGAUGAAGAGUUGCAGAGGUAUGAUUCGCUGCAGAAACAGAGGAAGGAAGUGGAAGAAGAUGAUGUGGUUGGUUUCGUGGAGGAGGCAGAGACAUUGGUUAAUCAGCUGGUCGAAGAAACAGAAGAGUUGGAUGUGAUCUCAAUCUCCGGUAUGGGGGGAUUGGGUAAAACAACCCUCGCGAGGAAGGUCUACAAAGAUCCUUUUGUUAUAGAUUGUUUCAGAUGCCGUGCUUGGGUAAGUGUUUCACAAGAUUGUAACAUGAAAGAGUUGCUGCUGGCAAUCCUCAACCAAGUCGCGCCGAUGACCGUCAAGAUGUCAGUGCAGCAGCUGAAGCAAGAGCUGACGAAGCAAUUAUCUGGUCACAAGUAUUUAGUAGUGCUGGAUGAUGUAUGGAAGAAGAAACAUUGGGAUGAGCUAAAGGAAGUUUUUCCAAAUGAUAAAAAUGGAAGUCGAGUACUUGUUACAACUCGAAUCAUAGAAGUUGCUCGUCAUGCAAGCAGAAAAUACCCACUUUCUCUUCGAUUUCUAAAUGAUAAAGAGAGUUGGGAACUCUUCACCAAGAAGGUUUUCCGAGGACAGACCUGCCCAGACAGUUUAAAAACUCUUGGUAAAAAAAUUGUAGCCAAGUGUGGAGGAUUGCCACUAGCAAUAGUGGUGUUAGGUGGUCUUCUAGCAUGUAGAGACAAGGAUGAACACACCUGGAAUGCUAUGGUUGGAGGUGUUAAUUGGCACGUAGAACAGGAAACCCUAUGCUUGGAAAUAUUGGGCUUGAGUUACCACGACUUGCCUCCAUACCUUCGACCUUGCUUUCUCUACUUGGGUCUUUUCCCUGAAGACUACAAGAUAUCCACAAGGCAGCUGUUCCAACUGUGGAUCUCCGAAGGCUUUAUAGAAAAAAUAGAUGAAAGCAGGCAUAGAAUGGAAGAUGUUGCUGAGGACUACCUGCGUCAACUCAUUGCGCGGAGCUUGAUCCAAGUAGAGGAAUGGAGAUCAGAUGGCGGUGUCAAAAUAUGUCGCUGUCAUGAUCUUAUACGUGAUCUCUGCCUUAAAUUGUCCAGGAAAGAGAAAUUUCUUGAAUCUCACAGUAGUAUUCCCUCAUCCCAAACCCAAACCAAACCAAGAAGGCUGUCCAUUCAUUGUAGUCGCCGGGACUACAUUUUGAAUGCCGAUCCCUCCGAAAUUAACCAUGUCCGCACCCUCCUCUGUUUUGAUCAAGACAAGCAUAAAUUUUCUGAAGAACAUUGGGAGAAACUUUUUAAACGCUUCAAGUUGCUUAGGGUGUUAGAUUUGGGGGACGGGGAGGUAUAUAGGCUCCCAAAGGCUAUUGAAAAGCUGAUUCUUCUGAAGUACCUAAGGAUAAAAACUGCUGAUGUUGCUGGUGUCCCGUUGACCAUCUGUGCCCUUGACAAUCUGCAAACUCUCGACCUGAGAAGGUCUCGAAUAAAUGUCUUGCCAGAAGGAAUUUGGAGUAUGCAACAAUUGAGGCAUCUGUAUUUAGAUGGGCCCAGUAGACUACCGAAAAAUGCAGGUACAAACUGUCUCUUCAAUCUCCAAACUCUAUGUUACAUAUCACAAAAUCCUGCUGGGCGAGUUAAGAUAGCAGAGAAAGCACCUAAUUUGAGAAAGUUAGGGUUGUAUGGCUACCAAUGUUACUCCUCAGAUGACCAAGAAUCAACCUUUGACCUACGCUACCUUGAAUCUCUGAAAUUUUCAAAUGAAUGCACCUUUGAGGAAGCGAUCAAACUGCCACAAUCCAUCACUAAGAUUAGCAUAAAGACUGCCUACCUGCAGUUUGAAACAAUUGAAAUGUUCCAAAAUCUACUCAAUCUUCAGAUACUAAAAUUAGACGGAGCAUCUUUUGAUGAUGAUGAGUUGGUCUUCAAAAAAGGCUGGUUUCCAAAGCUGCAAUUAUUGAAAAUUGAAGAUUCAAGCAUAGUGAGUUGGAAACUAGGGGAAGGAGCAGUGCCGAAGCUUAAACGAGUGGUCAUCAGUAAAUGUCCUGGUCUAGAUAUGAUUCCUAAGGGACUGUGGGACAUAACUACCCUUCAAAAACUUGAAUUGUUGUGGCUCCCUGUAAGGAUUACGGAGACGAUUGGCAAUUUCAAGAAAAAUAAGCUUGAGGUCUUGAUCUAUCCUGGUGCUUCUGCUUCUCAAGUUUGA